GAAAAGCUUUAAUUUGAUCUUUGAACCAAGAAUUCACGAGAUUUCCCUGAAAUCAGUGGUUUGACAUUCAUCUUUCUCUGCCCCAAAAGCCACUAAACUACUCACUUUUCCCAAAAUGACUAUUGCAAAAGAGUCUUGCCACUCUCACAGACUACUUCUUGAAAAAAGACUCUAUUUUUAUGACUAUUCUUCUUUCAGUUUUUGUCACCUUGAAACCCCUUUUGUUUUGUCUUCAUUAUUCAUUCCUUUUACAUAGCUGUUUCUUGUAACUUCUAGUAAAAAAAGACUCCUUUUUUAUGACUAUUGAACUCAGUUUUUGUAUUUUUAGUAAAAAGACUCCAUUUUUAUGACUAUUGAUCUCAGUUUUUGUCACCUUGAAACCCCUUUUACCUUAAUUUGUGAACUUUAGUAAGAAAGACUCCAUUUUUAUGACUAUUCAUCUUUCUGUUUUUGUUACAAUGAAACCCCCUUUGCCUUCUCUUCAUCAUUCAUUCCUUUUUCAUAGUUGUUUCUUGUAAUAUUUUUUGGUUUCCAUGGGCUUGGAAAUUUACUUUCCUUAACUUAGUCAUGCAAAGUUUUCUGUAAUGGAAAGUUCAUUGUCUUGGUGUAUGGCUUAAUGGUUGUCUUUGUUUUUGGUUCUUGUUUGAUAGAUUCAUGAAUUUAAGAUUACCCUUUAGAACUCAUGUUUCUGAAUCAGUUCAUGCAUUUCUUGAAAUCAAAUCACACAUUCAGAAGAAAAAUCAUCUUCUGAAAGUGUGUAUUGAGUUUUGACACUUUUUUAACAAAAGUUGUGUUUUUUUUUGGGUCUUUUUUCCAUGGCUACUUGUUUUAAUCCUUUUAGGCUAAGAAGGUCUAAGAGUAAAACAUUAGAAUUGCCUUCUUCAUCUUCAAGAACUCAGUGGAAUUCAUGUGAUAUGGAAACAAUGGAUAAGAAAAGAUUUGAUAGUUUAGAGUCAUGGUCAAUGAUAUUAGAAUCUGAUAAUGUUGAAAGUUGGGAAGUUUCUAAAGAGGAUCAAGAAGAAUGGACAGCUGAUUUGUCUCAGUUGUUUAUAGGUAACAAGUUUGCUUCUGGUGCACAUAGCAGGAUUUAUAGAGGAAUUUACAAGCAAAGAGCAGUUGCUGUGAAAAUGGUGAGGAUUCCAACUCAUAAGGAGGAAACUAGAGCUAAGCUUGAACAGCAGUUCAAGUCUGAAGUUCGUCUGCUUUCGCGUUUGUACCAUCUCAACAUUGUGCAGUUUAUUGCAGCUUGUAAAAAACCUCCUGUAUACUGUAUCAUUAUGGAGUACAUGUCACAAGGAACUUUGAGGAUGUAUCUCAACAAGAAAGAGCCUUAUUCACUUUCCAUAGAAACCAUUCUGAGGUUAGCUCUCGAUAUAUCACGAGGGAUGGCGUAUCUACAUUCACAAGGGGUGAUCCAUAGAGACCUCAAAUCAAGUAAUUUACUUCUGAAUGACGAAAUGCGUGUCAAGGUUGCAGAUUUUGGGACAUCAUGUCUUGAAACACAGUGCCGGGAAGCCAAAGGAAAUAUGGGAACUUACCGUUGGAUGGCGCCAGAGAUGACUAAGGAAAAACCUUAUACUCGCAAAGUUGAUGUAUAUAGUUUUGGAAUUGUGCUUUGGGAGCUCACAACAGCUCUGUUGCCAUUUCAAGGAAUGACACCUGUGCAAGCCGCUUUUGCUGUUGCUGAGAAGAACGAACGACCACCUUUGCCAGCCAGUUGUCAACCAGCACUUGCACACCUCAUAAAACGUUGCUGGGCAGCGAACCCCUCGAAGAGGCCAGACUUCACAGACAUCGUUUCUGCUCUAGAGAAAUACGACGAAUGCAUCAAGGAAGGCCUUCCACUGACUCUCCAUUCAGGAUUAGUCAGCCGGAAUGCGAUUCUUGAACGAUUGAAAGGCUGUGUAUCCAUGAGUUCAUCUGUAAUUAUACAUGUCUGACUCUCUUUUUAACCAAACAAAUAAUUGUAAUUUGUAUUUGAUCAUCAAAGCCUUUUGGUUCUCCAAUAGGUUUAGUAAAUUACAACUUGUAUACAAAUAUUAAUGUGUAGUUAUCAAAUAUGUGAUGUUUAACAUUA
This is a messenger RNA of Solanum stenotomum, 2077 nucleotides long. Its product is annotated as serine/threonine/tyrosine-protein kinase HT1-like. Bases 816 to 1940 code for a protein of 374 amino acids. The transcript has 3 exons. The record is from RefSeq and is a predicted model, not a curated record. Gene Ontology annotation, biological process: protein phosphorylation. Lineage: Eukaryota; Viridiplantae; Streptophyta; Magnoliopsida; Solanales; Solanaceae. Gene Ontology annotation, molecular function: protein kinase activity; ATP binding.